This is a messenger RNA of Brassica napus (rape), 1723 nucleotides long. Its product is annotated as mRNA-decapping enzyme-like protein. Gene Ontology annotation, biological process: deadenylation-dependent decapping of nuclear-transcribed mRNA; positive regulation of catalytic activity; deadenylation-independent decapping of nuclear-transcribed mRNA. NCBI's taxonomy places the organism in Eukaryota, Viridiplantae, Streptophyta, Magnoliopsida, Brassicales, Brassicaceae. The record is from RefSeq and is a predicted model, not a curated record. The transcript is spliced from 8 exons. Gene Ontology annotation, molecular function: enzyme activator activity; mRNA binding. Gene Ontology annotation, cellular component: P-body. Bases 1 to 1104 code for a protein of 367 amino acids.
AUGUUUCAGAACGGGAAGCUGGUCCCACCGAAAAUGCACCAGUACCAGAACACCACGAGGCUCCUCAACCUCAAAGUCCUCCGGCGAAUCGAUCCUUUCAUCGAGGAAAUCCUCAUCACGGCAGCUCACGUCACCUUAUACGAAUUCAACGUUCAGAAAAGUGAAUGGAGUCGUAAGGACGUUGAAGGAUCUUUGUUCGUCGUCAAGAGAAAUAGACAGCAGCCUCGGUUUCAGUUUAUUGUGAUGAAUCGACGUAAUACAGAUAACCUGGUGGAAGAUCUACUUGGAGAGUUUGAGUAUGAAGUGCAAGGUCCAUAUUUGCUUUACCGUAAUGCAGCUCAAGAAGUUAAUGGCAUUUGGUUCUAUAAUCAAAGUGAAUGUGAGGAGGUUGCACGGCUCUUCGAGAGGUUACUUAUCGCAUAUUCCAAGGUUAACCAGAAGCCAAAUAAGCCAUCUUCAAGAAGGGAGUUUGAGGAAUUGGAAGCUGUGCCUACAGUGUCAGUUAUGGAUGGUCCUCUUGAACCAUCUUUAAGUGGUAGAGAUGGUGCUCCUAAUGAUCCUGCUUUUGUUAACUUCUUCAGCUCUGCGAUGUCUCUUGGCAACACUACUAGCGGGUCGGCAAGUGGACCACCAUACCAGACAUUAGUAGAUACUCGACAACCUCACCAACCCACCAUUUCCCCUGCGGCAGCUGCACCUCCACAGAUACUAUCACCACCGCCUCUACCAUCCUCCUCUCCUCUAAUGCCUCUUUUUGACAACAAUCGUAAUCGUAUCAGUAGCAACAAGUCCAACGUUCACACAGAUUUGGUGACGCCGUCCUCUUUCUUCAGCCCCCCACGGAUGAUGGCACAACCACACUUCAUUCCUGGUUCAUCUAUGCCAUCUGCUCCUCCUCUGAACCUUAAUAAUACGACUUAUUACCAGCAGGGCCCACAUGGCACUCCGAUGCUCCAGCCUUUCCCACCACCAUCACUCGCUCCUGCACACAAUGGCUCAUUUAUCAACAGAGACAAAGUCAAAGAAGCCCUGUUAGCUCUGGUUCAGGAGAAUGAAUUCAUCGACAUGGUGACCCGAGCUUUACAAAAUGCACAUCAACCAUGAAGCUGAGCGGACUCGGCGUGGGGGUUAGAUGUAGAAUGCAUAGUUAAAACGUAGUUUUGUUCUCUAUGAUAACCUUUUGAACAAAGUGUUGAUGGAACCUUCUUCUAAUCAACAUUAAGAAACAAUCUUGUCGAUAUUGAAUGAAACACCAAACAUAGCAAAGAAAGAACGCUUCGUACUGAGUAAUAAUAUUACACACAAGAGAGGGACAAUGAGAAAGAUAUAUUACAAAUGAAACUAGAGAAAUGGUUUAUCUCUCGAAGUAAUCUUCGGUCCUGCCUUUGAAUCCAAUUUGUCCGAAGGUGAGACAGAUGAAGAGACCUAAGUGCCACGUAACCAACCACAACCAGAACUGUGAAGUGAGAGCUGGAGGAGUUGGGAAGUGAGCGAGCUCAUUUCCUAUGCUCUCGAAGAAGAGACCCGUCAAGCUCUUCCCAUUUAUCGCCGGAAUACUCGACGGAGCUAGCCACCCGAUCAGCCCAAACCCCACCACGUUUAGGUCUCUCCUCAACCAGUUCCUCUCAAAGCUUUUUUUUUUUUUCAUUUGUCACACAAAUAAAACUAUUUAUUAGAGAAAUAGCCUAAAGAUACCUUAUAAAACAAGUUAGGACUCAAUAAA